This is a messenger RNA of Leptidea sinapis, 2238 nucleotides long. It is a transcript of the gene Parg, whose product is annotated as poly(ADP-ribose) glycohydrolase-like. Gene Ontology annotation, molecular function: poly(ADP-ribose) glycohydrolase activity. Lineage: Eukaryota; Metazoa; Arthropoda; Insecta; Lepidoptera; Pieridae. Gene Ontology annotation, cellular component: nucleus; cytoplasm. Gene Ontology annotation, biological process: regulation of DNA repair; ATP generation from poly-ADP-D-ribose; carbohydrate metabolic process. Bases 254 to 2224 code for a protein of 656 amino acids. The transcript is spliced from 11 exons. The record is from RefSeq and is a predicted model, not a curated record.
ACAAAGAGUAUAAUAAUAUAUAAGGAACCAGUUUAUGACUUUGUGUUGUGAUACAAGUUAUUAUUUUCAAUCUCGAUUUUUACUUUUUAAAAUUUUUCAAUACCUGUACGAAAUUACGCAGCAAUGCAUUGUGCUAAGUAUUAAUGCAGUCCACGAGAAAAGGAUUAAAUAUCGUAUUAACUGGUUGGUGCAAUGAAACAUUUUAUACUUACUGAUUGUUAUAUUAAAUUGUAAAUGAUCAUACAUCUUAGCGAUGUCGCAUCACAUUUGGAGAGGAGUACCAUUGCAAUAUAUGUAUGGCUCUGAUUCGCCAUGGGGUACACCGGAAUUUCCUCUAGUGCGGCCAGCAAGCAACCAUACGGUACUGUAUCACAUACCAAACAACGGAGAUAUGAUAGAAAGGCCUCCUAAACCGCAAAUUGGACAAGACAAAUGGGACAAAGAUCAUGUUCGUCUACCGUGCUCUCCUCAGAGUUUGUAUCCUGUAUUUGAUAAUUUUGGAAAAAAGCGUUUGAGAGAAAGGUGGGAUAUAAUAGUAGAAGCUCUGAGCAAACCAAUCAGAAACAGCCAGGACCUGGUCAAUGCUAUCUUGACUUACAAUACAGGAUUUAGAGAUUCGAGAUUCUGGAAAUUUUCAGCACUUCAUAAAUUGUUUGAUGAGUAUCUGGAAGAAGAGGAAUCUCGAUAUUUCUUUGAUGUCACCUUGCCACAAAUAAUCCAACUGGCUCUGGCCUUGCCAAAGCUAAUACAAGCACCAAUACCAUUGCUCAAACAAAAUAGAACUUCAUCAGUUUCAUUAUCACAGGAACAAAUCAGUUGUUUGCUCGCAAAUGCAUUCUUCUGCACAUUUCCGAGGAGGAAUUCCAGAAAUAGGGAUGCUGAGUAUGCCACUUACCCAUUUAUUAACUUUACACCUUUGUUCAAUUAUAAACCAUUCGACAAUGUGUUGGAGAAGAUCAAAUGUAUUUGCCAUUAUUUUAGACGAGUGUGUACUAAAGUUCCUACUGGAGUGGUAACGUUCACUCGUCGCUCAGUCCCGCGGUCCGAGUGCCCGGAGUGGGCCAGGUCCACUCGCAAGAUGGCGGUGCCGGUACACGUGGACCCCGAGGCGAUCAUUGAGGACUUGGAUGGACUGAUACAAGUAGAUUUUGCCAAUAGGUAUCUGGGUGGCGGAGUGCUGGGAGGCGGCUGUGUGCAAGAGGAGAUCCGCUUUGUGAUUUGCCCGGAGCUGAUGGUGUCCAUGAUGUUGACCCAGGCACUGCAGCCCACCGAAGCCGUGCUCAUCAUUGGCAGCGAACGUUACAGCAACUACUCUGGCUACGGCUCCAGCUUCCAUUGGUCGGGUGAUCACGUGGACGCCACCCCCAUGGACUCGUCAUUCCGCAGACGAUGCGCGGUUCUGGCUUUGGACGCGAUGCCGUUCCCGAACAAGACUGCGGGCGAGUGGGAGGUGCAAGCUAUCGAGCGAGAGCUCAAUAAGGCGUGGGUGGGGUUCUCGAUCCACACGGAAGGCGAGGGCCUCCAGUACCCGGGAGUGGCCACAGGCAACUGGGGCUGCGGCGCCUUCGGGGGCUCGUCCACGUUGAAGUCCAUGUUGCAGAUCAUGGCCAGUGCCCAGGCCGGGAGGCCGCUGGCCUACUGCACCUUCAGGGACGUGGCCAAGAGGGACUACAUCAACCGGAUGUACAGCCGCAUGUGCAAACAUGACGUCACCGUCGGGCAAAUGUACAAAAUGCUCGUGCAAUAUUCCCAGACUGCAAACACCGAUGAGAUGAAGAUAUUUCUAGAGAGUAGUUUGGAACAACAUUGUAAACCGCCUGAAGUUAAACCGAAACAGAAACCGGAGCCGAUGUCCAUUAACCCUACUCCAGAAUCUGCUGCAGAUCAGAAACCCAAAGCUGAGGUAAAUAUAGAAAAAGAGCUGCUGAAAAACUCACCAGACAUGUUCGAAGGUGAUGAAAUAAUUGCUUCGAGCUCUGUAAAAAAUGAAGAUGAUAACUUCUGGAGCCGUAACCUGAAGCUGUUAUCACAAAUGGACAAAAUCGAUCAAAAUAGUGAUAAUCUGAAUCUAACUCCGACAUCAGAUAGUCAAAGAGUCAAAGACGUGCCCAUGGCCGAAGAUAAACAUGAAAUGGAGGUGUCGCCAGUUGUAAAAAAAAGUCUUGGUAAAAAAAUAACCGAUUAUUUUUCAAAGCAAUCUGAUGUUAAGAUGUCAUGUGAAUAAAAACUUUAACUUUU